UCCCACUAUGGUACAGUUGCAGUGCAAUUCUAAAACAGUCUAGAGAUCUCAAACUGCAGUUAAAUAAUGUAUGGUUCAAAAUAUAUUAUCAUCACACUAUAUGUCUCGGGCAGUAUUGCAUGAGUGGCGAAGCUGUGCUAGUCUAUGCUGGGGAAUAGUAAAACGUUUGAAAACUGUUUGAGAUGAUAAUCGGUGCUCGAAUCAGGUUUGCAAGAUCAUUGGUUUUCCAUUUCUGCUCGGGCAAUCUGGAUAUAAGAAAUUGGCUUUUUUUUUUUAAAGAGGGAGCAGUGAUGACGGAUCUGGCCUGGGGUUCCUGUACAGUGACAGGAGAUGGCGAUGGAGAGGAUGAAGACACAGGCCCCAGUGAGGUGUAUCUGAGCAUGGUGUGUCAUCGCGGGCAGCUGGGAGUGGCGUACUAUGACACUGCGGACUACAGUGUGCACUACAUGCCAGACACACAAGAUGACUUCAACCUCAAACUGCUAGACAAAGUUAUUGAAGAGGUCCAGCCACUCUGCAUCAUUUCAAGUGCUAAACAGGAUCGCAAUGUUUCAGAGCGCCUAAAGAAACUGAGCAGCACUCAAGAUAAACCAGAAGUAGUCCUCUACCCCAGUGCUGAUUUUGGUAUUGAGAUCAGUAAGCAAAGAGUGUUAUCAGCUCACCUGCCCUUCGUUCCAGCCGGCCUGACUGAAGCUGAGCGCAUUACCUACCUCUCCUCUCUCCUCCCCUUCGACUGCCUGCAGAUGAUGUGUGCUGUGGGGGGUCUCCUCAGGUUUAUGGAGAGAAGGAGAGUGGGGGUGGAGCUGGAGGACAGCAGUGUGAGGGUGCCCAUCCUCGCCUUCAAACAAUUUCUGCUAAACAAUCUGGUGUACAUAGAUCACGACACAUACUGUGUUCUGCAGAUUUUCAAAGCUGAGCCCCAUCCCUCCAUAUACAAACUGGCUUCAGGAGUCAAGGAAGGCAUGAGCCUGUACGGAAUUCUGAACCGCUGCAAGUCCAAGUUUGGAUCCAGGCUGAUGCGCCGCUGGUUUCUCAGACCCACUCGGGACCUGGCCGUGCUGAACAUGCGUCAGGAGGUGAUCGAGUUCUUCACCUCCCCGCGGAACAACCAGGUGCUGACAACACUGCAGGACUGCCUGAAGAACAUCAAGGGCAUCCCGGCUAUGCUGAGGAGAAUGGCCCUGUCUAACACCAAAGUGAGUGACUGGCAGGCCCUCUACAAGAUAUCGUACAAUGCUGUGUGUAUCAGAGACACAGUGAGCUCCCUGCCUCAGUCUGUGCAGCUCUUUAGAGAAAUCUCCCAGGCUUUCAGUGAGGACCUGCACUACAUAUCCAGCCUGAUCAGCAAAGUGGUGGAUUUCGAGCUCAGCAUUGCGGAGAAACACUUUACCAUCAAACCCAACGUGGACCCUGCCAUUGAUGAAAAGAAGCGCAAGAUGAUGGGUCUGUCUGACUUCCUGACUGACGUGGCGAGGAAAGAGCUGGACAAUCUGGACAGCCAGAUUCCAUCCUGCAGUGUUAUCUACAUUCCACUGAUUGGAUUCCUGCUGUCCGUGCCUCGCAUUCCCAGUAUGGACGAGAACAAGGACUUUGAAAUCGAAGGUCUGGAUUUCAUGUUCCUGUCUGAGGACAGACUACACUACAGGAGCCAGAGGACUAAGGAGUUGGACACUAUGCUCGGAGACCUGCACUGCGAGAUACGCGAUCUGGAGACGGCAGUGAUGACGCAGCUGCAGGAGAAGGUGGUGGAGAAGGGCCCGGUCCUGUACCAGGUGAUGGAGUACUCCGCCCAGCUGGACUGCCUCAUCUCCUUGGCGCUGGCUUCCAGAGAGUUCUCCUACUGCAGACCGACCCUGUCCACCGAGCACAGCAUCAGCAUCCGGGACUGCAGGCACCCCCUGGUUGAGAUGUGCACUGGCAUGUACGUGUCGAACCCGGUGCUCAGCUCUGCAGACGAGGGCAAGAUGAAGGUGAUCACAGGACCCAACUCCUGCGGCAAGAGCGUCUACCUGAAACAGGUGGGGCUGGCUGUGUUCAUGGCUCUGGUUGGCAGCAAUGUUCCUGCGUCAGAGGCUCACAUUGGCCUGGUUGAUGGGAUCUACACGCGCAUGCAGAGCCGGGAGUCGGUGUCAGUGGGUCUGUCGACGUUUAUGAUCGACCUCAACCAGAUGGCCUGUGCUGUGAACAAUGCCACAGAGAGAUCCUUGGUCCUCAUUGAUGAGUUUGGUAAAGGAACCAACACAGUGGACGGCUUGUCCCUGCUGGCAUCCUCUCUGAGACACUGGCUCCAUCCUGGACAGGCUUGUCCCCAUGUCUUCAUUUCAACAAACUUCCACAGCCUGUUCCAACUCAACCUGCUGCCUGAGAGUCCACUCCUGAGCUACCAGACCCUGGAGACUGCUGUGGACGGGGAGGAGCUGGUUUUCUUCUACCAGCUGAGAGAGGGCGUGUCGACCUCCAGCUACGCUGCCAACAUCGCCACCCUGGCCGGGAUGCCUGCCAAGAUAGUGCAGAGAGGGGUGGAGGUGUCAGAGCUUUACCGGGCAGGAAAGUGUAUCAAGCGCCUGGACCAGUCCACCUCCCAAGAGCAGUUUGACAGGUGUAAAGAGCUGGUGAACAGGUUCCUGCGCCUGGAUCUUGAGGACCUCAGUGUUGACCUGCAGGAGUUCAUGAGAACAGAGGUGCUGUUCGCUGCUGCUUCAGUCUUGUAGCGCAGGCUGCAAACAAGGGAAUGCCUUUGGUCUUUCAUACAGAACUGAAUGUGAGAAUAGUAGUCUUGUACUAGGAGACAUGGAAAGGGGGUCGACUGGACAGCUUCUCUUCCAUUAGUGAGAAGACAAUAUUUUACCACAAGUGACAGAAAGAGGGAGAUCUGGACAGACCAACUGAUUUAUGGGAGAAGACUCCAAUCUCGUCAUUAACAUAAGGGAGUCUUUUCAGUCAUCUCAUGUACAAGCUACUGUCUUUGUACUAUUGAGACAGGAAAACAGGGUUGGGGCUUCACUGAACAUAUCCGAGAGAGAGAGAGAGAGAGAGAGAGAGACUGGAAGCCAACCCUGUUUUAAGAAUACUGCCUUGUAACUAACAGACAUGAACCUGGCCAGUCAUCUCCCUUUCAAUCUCUCUUUUAUAGUACAAGAUGGUCCUGUCACUCCCUAAUGUCAUCGUGUUCAUUGAGUUAUAUCAGAAAUGCAUAAAAUGGUUUUCAG
Molecule: messenger RNA, 3209 nt
Organism: Acipenser ruthenus (sterlet)
Lineage: Eukaryota; Metazoa; Chordata; Actinopteri; Acipenseriformes; Acipenseridae
Product: mutS protein homolog 5-like
Exons: 25
Coding region: 183-2711 (842 amino acids)
Biological process (GO): mismatch repair; chiasma assembly
Cellular component (GO): nucleus
Molecular function (GO): mismatched DNA binding; ATP binding; ATP-dependent DNA damage sensor activity
Source: RefSeq, a predicted model, not a curated record